CACGAUGAGCAGCUUCCAAAAGACGAGCAGAGUGGAAGAAACAAGAUGCCGAUAGAGGUGACGGCGUUUAGUGUUGGAGCUGCACUUCUCUUGCUGAUGCUCACACUAGCGCUCAUUUUCUACAAGUCUGCUGCCAGAGACAAUGGAAAAACACCAGCUGCCUCUCACAUUUGGCAGACCCUGCGUCGGAUUCUUCUACCGUCUUCUUCUUCUUCACUUUGCUCCAUCCCAAGUCCUCCAAGCCACUUUCUAAUUGGCAACAUGAUGGAGUUGACCCACGACCAUCUGCCUAUUCACCUCACCCGCCUGGCAGAGCGCUACGGGGACAUCUACCAGCUUAAGUGCGGCAACACACGCAUGGUGGUUCUAAAUAGCAGUAAGGUUAUAAGGGAAGCAUUGGUCAAGAAAUGGUCUGACUUUGCAGGAAGGCCCUUUUCAUUCACGGGGGAUAUCGUCUCUGGUGGCGGGCGCUCCAUCUCUCUGGGGGACUACAAUGACGAGUGGAGGGCCCAUCGACGUCUGGUGCACGGCGCUUUGCUGCGAUGCUGCCAGCACUCUUUGCAUGAAGUGAUUGAGAAGCAGGCAGCACGCCUCUGCAAGGUUCUGAUGGACUACCAAGGCAGUGCUGUUGAUCUGUCUGAGGACUUCACAGUGGCAGCCAGUAAUGUGAUCACCACACUGACUUUUGGGAAAGAAUACGACAAGAGUUCUCCGGAGCUGCAAGAGUUACACAAGUGUCUGAAUGAGAUCGUCGCUCUGUGGGGAUCUGCUUGGAUAUCAGCCCUGGACUCAUUCCCUUUGCUUCGAAUAUUCCCCAACCCUGUUUUCUCUCGUCUCAUGAAAGAGGUGACCAAGCGAGAUGACAUCAUAAGAAAACACCUCAACCACUACAAGGUGCACCCCCCUCCCUUUCUGAAUGUGCAGGCCCAAGACCAGAAACCAGAAGACACCAUCACAGGCUACUUCCUGCAGGGCCUCGAUAGCGAACAUGGCGAGCUCCUGACAGACACUCAUGUCCACAUGGCCACCGUGGACCUUCUCAUUGGAGGGACAGAGACCACGGCCGCCUGGCUCAACUGGAUUAUCGCUUUCCUCUUGCACCGCCCGGAGGUCCAGACUCAGGUCUAUGAGGAGCUGUGCAGCGCACCAGAGGGUCACUACCCAAAAUACAGCGAGAGGCACAAUCUUCCCGUCCUGUGUGCCCUCAUCAACGAGGUGCUCCGACUCAGGCCUGUUGCUCCUCUGGCGGUACCUCACAGAACAAUCCGAGAUAGCAGCAUUGCAGGUUACUUUAUUCCCAAGAACACGAUGAUUAUUCCUAAUCUUUUCGGAGCUCACCACGAUCCUGCAGUUUGGAGCGAGCCGCACAGCUUCAAACCAGAGCGCUUUCUGGAGGGAGGAGGAUCUUCACCCAAAAACCUGAUCCCCUUCGGGACUGGCGCUCGUCUGUGCUUGGGCGAGGCAGUUGCCAAAACGGAGUUGUUUCUCCUCACGGCUUAUUUGCUCCGAGACUUCUACUUUGUCCUUCCUGACGGAGAAACAUGUCUACCAGACGUGAGGGGCGUGGCUAGUGUGGUGCUCAAGAUCAAGCCUUACAAUGUUAUUGCACAGCCACGACCAGUGCCGGCCCAAGCCUCCAUGGGGCCCUAAGCAAAAUUUGAUUUUGGGGCCCUCUAUUUCUGCCAAUAAUAUUGAUUGUUGAUCAUUCACACACCUACUAUAAACUCAUUGCGGCUCUGGCAGUGUUGUUUACAUUAUCCUAUUGUCAGCCUGGCAUGUCUUUACAAAUGACAUGUCAUUUAUAAAGAUAUGGGGGUGGCCCAGUUAAGAACAUAAAUAAUACCAAUGAAUGAACGAAUGAUGUCCAGAGUGCCACAUAUGGUUCCUAAUCUUAAAAUGUAGAAAACAUUCAGCUGCAAGAGUGGCCUGGGGUUGAACAGUCCAAGUGAUAAAGCUUUGUAUUUACAGUAAAAGUGU
Messenger RNA from Nerophis lumbriciformis (worm pipefish), 1977 nucleotides. It is a transcript of the gene cyp21a2, whose product is annotated as cytochrome P450, family 21, subfamily A, polypeptide 2. Gene Ontology annotation, molecular function: steroid 17-alpha-monooxygenase activity; iron ion binding; heme binding. NCBI's taxonomy places the organism in Eukaryota, Metazoa, Chordata, Actinopteri, Syngnathiformes, Syngnathidae. The record is from RefSeq and is a predicted model, not a curated record. Gene Ontology annotation, biological process: progesterone metabolic process; hormone biosynthetic process.